Molecule: messenger RNA, 8956 nt
Organism: Aedes aegypti (yellow fever mosquito)
Lineage: Eukaryota; Metazoa; Arthropoda; Insecta; Diptera; Culicidae
Product: glutamate receptor ionotropic, NMDA 2B
Exons: 4
Coding region: 1029-4184 (1051 amino acids)
Biological process (GO): modulation of chemical synaptic transmission; monoatomic ion transport; synaptic transmission, glutamatergic
Cellular component (GO): plasma membrane; postsynaptic membrane
Molecular function (GO): NMDA glutamate receptor activity; transmitter-gated monoatomic ion channel activity involved in regulation of postsynaptic membrane potential
Source: RefSeq, a predicted model, not a curated record
GCGGUUCGGUGAAGGUUGUUUCGAUUGUUGCUGACAUUUGGGCGCUUGGUUGGUUAGUGCGCGCCCUUCCCUGUAUGAGUUAGGACCGCGUUCGGUACGUCGGAUGCUGCAUUUCGGGAAGUUUACUCUCCCUCUCGCUAGAUGACGCUGCUAGCGAUACUUUAGAGUUACAUAAUUUAUAUUUUUGCUUCGGUGAAGGAUCUGCUCCUCGCACUGCCAGACGGAGGUUGUGCGUCAAAUAAAGGCAACGACGAGAGACGCUGGCCGUUCUCAGCCGUUCAUCACGGUCGGUGCUAUACGACUUGGUUCGUCCUAGAGGAAAGACAUUUUUGACAGUCAACUGAUAAGGGAGAGGCCGUCAUUGUCGUUCGACGACGAUACAACGGAACUGUGUAUAUGCAAGUACAUCUCUUUACACGGGGACGACGAGUGUGUCUGGUAUAGUUUGAGGCGUUUGCACAGUGUCUUUUCUCAAGGCAGCAGCAUUUUGGGCGAAGAAGAGCAGGUGACUUUGCGGAGCCGAGAAACACGACUGGAUAUCGAAGUAUAGGGAGGGACACGAACGCGCAACCAAAGGCACAAGGAAACUCGAGAAGGGCAAACGAGAAGGAGAAAUUUUCGCCUUUCAACUUUCUUUUCUCAAGUAUACAAAAGAAGAUUUUCCUUUUCUCGUGCGAAAUCGUGCAGAAAAUCUCGAAAAGAAGCAUUUUUGUCGUUCCGUUCACGCCUGGAGCCAUCGGGGAGUGUGAUUUAACAGAGUGCGGUUAGUGCAAAAUGGUUGUGAAAAACGUAAUCACCGUGUAGAGAAAUUCGUCGUCAACAGCAGUAGCAAAUAGUCUUGUUUCGAGGGCAGGGGGAGCGCCAGCCAAGAUGAAUUUAUAAGUGAAAAAGGAAAUACGCCCAUUUCUGAUAUUUCCGUUUUUUGCCUAUCUCCUGACGGGGCGGAUGCUGGAUGCUGGUGUCGGAUGCAAAUCUAGGUGCCGUUGUGUUGUGUAUCGGUGAAAAUUGGAAUCAAAUUAGCAGGGAAAAUGAAUUUAUUGGUUGCUUCCGUGCUGUUGCUGUUUGGUUGCCUAAUAUCGGGCGUAGAGCUGAAAAGCUACAAAUCGACAAACCGAGGCAGUGGUAUCAGCAUAGGUGGCAGCAGCAGCAAAGGCGCUGCCGAUAGUAAAGGCAGUGGUGGCAGUGGGACCACUUCCGGUACCAGUCCGACCCGUGUCACACGGAAUCAGCUGAACGUCGGCCUGCUGGUUCCGCACACAAAUUUCGGUCGACGGGACUAUCUGCGUUCGAUCAAUACCGCUGUCAUUGGUUUGCAGAAGGGGCGUGGACCAAAGCUGACCUUCCUGAAGGACCAUGAAUUUCAAACAAGCAACAUACACUUUGACAUGAUGUCGCUCACGCCAAGCCCCACAGCGAUCCUCAACACCUUGUGCAAGGAAUUCCUGCACGCAAACGUGACCGCCAUCCUGUACAUGAUGAACUACGAAUCGUACGGCCGUAGCACGGCCUCGGCCCAGUACUUCCUGCAGCUGGCCGGUUACCUUGGCAUUCCGGUUAUCUCCUGGAAUGCCGACAACUCGGGCCUGGAACGGAGAGCUUCUCAAUCUACACUUCAACUACAGCUGGCACCCAGCAUCGAACACCAGAGCGCUGCCAUGCUGAGCAUCCUGGAACGGUACAAGUGGCACCAGUUCUCGGUGGUAACAUCGCAAAUUGCCGGACACGAUGACUUUGUGCAGGCCGUACGAGAACACGUGGCCGCAAUGGACCACUUUAAGUUCACCAUCCUGAACUCGGUCAUCGUGUCCCGGCCGAUCAAUCUGGUCGAGCUGGUCAACAGCGAAGCGCGCGUAAUGCUCCUCUACUGCACCAAGGAUGAAGCCGUGGACAUCCUGAAGGCAGCCGAAGACCUCAACAUUGUCGGCGAGAACUACGUCUGGGUGGUGACACAGAGUGUCAUCGAGAACAUGCAGGCGCCGUCGCAGUUCCCGAUGGGCAUGCUGGGGGUUCAUUUCGACACCUCGUCCAGUGCGCUGUUGAAUGAGAUAUCCAACGCUAUUCGGGUGUACGCAUAUGGGGUGGAGUAUUAUCUGAGUGAUCCGAAGAACGCCGGACGGGGUCUGGAUACGCAUCAGCUGUCCUGUGAGGACGAGGGGAGAGGCCGCUGGGACAGUGGAGAGAUGUUUUUCAAGUACUUGAGGAAUGUGUCGCUGGAGGGUGAGCCGAACAGGCCAAAUAUUGAGUUUACCACCGACGGGGAUCUGAAGUGGGCUGAGCUGAAGAUUAUGAAUUUGCGACCCAGUGUGAACAGCAAGGGACUGGUGUGGGAAGAAAUUGGAAUGUGGAAAUCGUGGCAACAGCAGAAGCUCGAUAUUAGGGACAUUGCGUGGCCGGGGAAUUCACAUACGCCACCGCAGGGCGUGCCGGAGAAGUUCCAUCUGAAGAUUACGUUUUUGGAGGAGGCGCCGUACAUAAACUUGUCACCGGCGGACCCCGUUAGUGGAAAGUGUCUGAUGGAUCGGGGAGUGCUGUGUCGGGUUGCGGCAGAUCACGAAAUGACCGAUAUCGAUAUGGGCCAGGCGCACAAGAAUGGAUCGUUCUAUCAGUGUUGUAGUGGAUUCUGCAUCGAUCUGUUGGAGAAGUUUGCGGAAGAGUUGGGUUUUACGUACGAGCUGGUGAGGGUUGAGGACGGAAAGUGGGGAACGCUGGAGAAUGGGAAGUGGAACGGAUUGAUACAUGAGUUGGUGAACAGAAAGACCGACAUGGUGCUAACGUCGUUGAUGAUCAAUGCGGAGAGGGAGGCAGUGGUAGAUUUUAGCGAACCGUUCAUGGAGACAGGCAUUGCGAUUGUGGUGGCAAAGAGAACGGGUAUUAUUUCGCCGACGGCGUUCUUGGAGCCGUUCGACACGGCUUCGUGGAUGUUGGUGGGAAUCUUCGCCAUCCAGGCGGCAACGUUUAUGAUAUUCCUGUUCGAAUGGCUUUCGCCGAGCGGAUACGACAUGAAGACGGUGCUGCAGAAUGCGAACAAUACUCCGUACAGGUUUUCGCUGUUCAGAACGUACUGGCUGGUAUGGGCAGUUCUGUUUCAAGCCGCGGUACACGUGGAUUCACCACGUGGUUUUACGUCUCGCUUCAUGACCAACGUUUGGGCCAUGUUUGCUGUAGUGUUUCUUGCUAUCUACACUGCCAACCUUGCGGCGUUCAUGAUAACCAGAGAAGAGUUCCAUGAGUUUACCGGCCUUGAUGAUACGCGAUUGUCGCAUCCGUUCUCACACAAACCCACCAUCAAGUUUGGCACGAUUCCCUGGAGUCACACGGAUUCCACCAUUUCCAAGUACUUCAAGGAGAUGCACUACUACAUGAAGCAGUACAACAAGUCCAGCGUAGCGGACGGAGUGGCUGCGGUACUGAACGGUCAGAUGGAUGCUUUUAUCUACGAUGGAACGGUUUUGGAUUACCUGGUUCAACAGGAUGAAGAUUGCCGGCUUCUUACCGUUGGUCAGUGGUAUGCUAUGACUGGCUAUGGCCUGGCGUUCAGCCGUAAUUCCAAAUACGUCCAAAUGUUUAACAAGCGGCUGCUGGAGUUUCGUGCAAACGGUGACCUGGAGCGGCUUCGUCGAUACUGGAUGACUGGAACGUGUCGCCCGGGUAAGCAAGAACACAAAUCCUCCGAUCCGCUUGCCUUGGAACAGUUCUUAUCGGCAUUUCUGCUACUGAUGGCCGGAAUACUGCUCGCAGCUUUACUCCUUCUGCUGGAACACCUCUAUUUCAAGUACUUCCGCAAACGACUAGCGAAAAAGGAUCACGGCGGAUGCUGUGCUCUGAUUUCGCUGUCCAUGGGCAAGUCUUUGACUUUCCGGGGAGCCGUCUACGAGGCAACAGAAAUUCUUCGACGACAUCGAUGCAACGACCCUAUCUGCGAUACGCACCUGUGGAAGGUAAAGCACGAACUGGACAUGAGCCGACUGCGGAACACUCAGCUGGAGAAGGCACUGGACGCACACGGAAUUAAGCCACCGCAGAUUAGGAUCGCUUCGACAAACGACAUCAUCGGAGCGGGACGGCGAGAGAACCUCAACCAACGGCCGACCAUUCUCGGCAAUCUGAGUCUGGGCGGCAGUGCGCAGGACUUGUAUCGCUGGUCGUACAAGACGGAGAUUGCUGAAAUGGAAACGGUUCUGUAAGAAGAGCGUGGAGCAGGCGGAGAUACCACGACGACGAACACGGAAUUGUGUGGCAAGCCACCCAAAUGUGAGUACUAAUACGUGAAUACUGAAUCUACCAACUAUAAAUACUACACUCUACCACUUACAACCACCAAUUGACUAAGAAGAGAAAAUACUAAAGAAACCCACCCCGACCAGUUGUGUGCAAAGUCGAAUGGCUAUUUAAAAACGCGCAAAACUAAAAAAAUAAUUGCGAUUAAACUUAGGAACAGGUGUGAGGUCGUAACUAGAAACACACUACUCAUUCAAUAAUGGUCAAUGUCAUCCGCGGUUUACCAGUUGUUCAGGAAACCUAUAUCGCCGCUGGUGCACAACGUAUAGAACUGAGGUAGAUAGGAUAAUAGGAAGGAGAAUCAAUAGUGAAGAAAACUGCCAGACUGGUCAGCAAAUGUUCGCAAGGGUAUAGGAACAAGAUUGAUUACGUUUGGUUGAUGUUGAACAAAUCCCUUCGCAAUUCCACAGUUAUUCCUUUCGCAAUUUUGUGGAAUCUCUCACAAUAAUAAUCUCAAGAAUCUUCGAAAAUGGCUCAGAAAUUGCUAGAGAUAUGUUCCUCGGAAUCUUUGUAGCGAGUUUUUUCUUCGGAAUUUCGUGGGAUUCUGAAGAAAUCACUUCACUAUUCUUCCUAAUGUCUCCUUCGCUCACACACUAUACAUUCUCUCCCGAAAUUCUCUCAUUGUUCUCACCAACCCUCUCACGAGUUUUCGAACAUUUUCUCGCGAAUAUUUACGAAUGAAUUAUAAUAAUCCCUCUAGUGAUUCUUCGGAAUCACAAGUUGUUUGUUUGAAGUAGAUGCUUCCAAAGUCUUUCAUGAUUCUUCCGUAAACCUUCUUGCUAUUCUUCAAUAGAAAGAAUGUGAGAUUGUGGGGAUUAUUUUAAUUCACUCAAUUAUCCUAAAGAUUGUUUCGCAAUAAGCAUUCUUCUGAAAUCUCUCCUAGCAAUUUCAUAGAAAUCCCACCAUAGUUUCUCCUGUAAUUGCCAACACUUUUUUUUUUUUCAUCUUUAUUAACGUGUUUUUUAACAUUAUGCUAGUUCAACACGAGUUGCCAACACUUCUCUCCCACAAACCAUCAAAGAUCUUUCAAUGAUGCUUCCAGUAUCUUUCCAAAAUGCUUCUGAAAUCCUUCCAGACUACAUCCCAUCUAAAAUACUUCCUGAAUGCUUUCAAAAUCCUGCCUUCGGUAUGCUUUCGGGAUGCUUCCUCAAUACUUAUGAGAUGCUUCCGGAAUCCUUUCGUGAUACUUCCAAAGUAGGUUUUGAAUACUUCCAGAAUACUCGCUAAAUGCUUUUAUAAUGCUUACGGAAUCUUUCAGAAAUCUUCAAGAAUCCUUCAAAUGGUUCCAAAUCUUCACGAAAUAGUUCGGAAUCUUUCCGAAAUGCUUCCGAAACCCUUCAAGUGUACUUCAUAAAUCUUUCUGGGAUGCUCCCAAAAACCUUCCGGGAUGUUUCGAGGAUCCCCAGGUAACAUCAGUAGCUGAAUAACAGUUUAUUCAGCUAAACUAUGCUACAGGAUGAUUUGUUCAACUCUUAUUCAGCAAAAAUGUUUGUUGGAAGGCCAUACUUUAUGAAUCCUUCCGGAAUACUUCCAGAACCCUUACUGGGUGCAUCUACAACCCUUCCGGGAUGUCCCAGAAUCCUUUCUUAAUAGUUCCUGAAACCUUCUGAGAUGCUUCCAAAAUCCUUCCUGGAUGACCUGCAGAAUCUCUUUGGGAUACUUGCAGAAUCCCUCGGGGAUGCUUGUAGAAAUCCUUCAAGAUGUUUGCGGAAUCCCUCCAGGAUGCUUGCAAAACCCAUCUGGGAGACUUGCAGAAUCCCUUCGGGGAGGGCUAGUAGAAUCUCUCCAGGAUGCUUGCAGAAUCCCUCCGAAAUGCUUGACGAAUACUUUCAGAAUACUCGCUAAAUGCUUUUAGAAUGCUUACGGAAUCUUUCAGAAAUCUUCAAGAAUCCUUCAAAUGGUUCCAAAUCUUCACGAAAUAGUUCGGCAUCUUUCCGAAAUGCUUCCGAAACCCUUCAAGUGUACUUCAUAAAUCUUUCUGGGAUGCUCCCCAAACUUUCCGGGAUGUUUUGAGAAUCCCCAAGUAACAUCAGUAGCUGAAUAACAGUUUAUUCAGCAAAACUAUGCUACAGGAUGAUUUGUUCAACUCUUAUUCAGCAAAAAUGUUUGUUGGAAGGCCAUACUUUAUGAAUCCUUCCGGAAUACUUCCAGAACCCUUACUGGGUGCAUCUACAACCCUUCCGGGAUGAUCCAGAAUCCUUUCUUAAUAGUUCUAGAAACCUUCUGAGAUGCUUCCAAAAUCCUUCCUCCGGGAGGCUUGCAGAAUCCCUUCGGGGGGGGCUUAUAGAAUCUCUCCAGGAUGCUUGCAGAAUUCCUCCGGGACGCUUGCACAAUCUGUAGAAUAUCUCCGGGAUACUUUCAAAAUUCCUUUGAGAUGUUUGCAGAAUCUAUCUGGAUGACCUGCAGAAUCUCUCUGGGAUACUUGCAGAAUCCCUCGGGGAUGCUUGUAGAAAUCCUUCAAGAUGCUUGCAAAACCCAUCUGGGAGGCUUGCAGAAUCCCUCUGGGAGGCUUGCAGAAUCCGUUCGGGGAGGGCUAGUAGAAUCUCUCCAGGAUGCUUGCAGAAUCCCUCCGGAAUGAUUUCAGAAUCCCUCCGAAAUGCUUGUCGAAAUCCUUCAGGAUGCUUGCAGAAUCUUUCCGCGAUGCUUGUAGAAUCUCUCGGAAUGCUUGCCAAAUCUCUCCGGGAUGCUUGCAGAAUCUCUCCGGGACGCUUGCAGAAUCCCUACGAGAUGAUUGUAGAAUCUCUCCGGGAUGCUUGCAGAAUCCCUUUGAGAUGUUUGCAGAAUCCUUAUGAAUGACCUGCAGAACCCCUCUGGGAUACUUGCAGAAUCCCUCGGAGUGUAAAAAUCCUACAAGAUGUUUGCUGAAUCACUCCAAAAUGCUUGCAAAACCGAUCUGGGAUGCCCGCCGAAUCCCUCCGGAAUAAUUUCAGAACCUUUCCGAAAAGCUUGUAGAAAUCCUUCAGGAUGCUUGCGAAAUUCCUCUGGGAUGCUUUCAGAAUAUCUCCGGAAUGCUUGCCGAAUCUCUUCAGGAUGCUUGCCGAAUCUCUCCGGGAUACUUGCAGAAUCCCUCCUGGAUGCAUGCAGAAUCCCUCCGGGAUGCUGCAGAAUCCUUCAGGGAUGCUUGCUCUUAUUACUUGUUCAUCACAACCAAACGUAAUCAGGAUCUAUGUCUACAACUAUACUCGCAUGGUAUGUUACAAACACAAGCAAACACAAAUUGAGCCACAAUGAUGGAAGACACAUCCACUGUUCACUGUUUUACACAGAUAAAACCCAAACUGUCCAAACCGCGAAAGCAAAUGCAAAGCGAAGGAAAUGUGCUAGUAGUGAAAUAACCAGAAGGAUAACGUUGUUAUAUUUAUUUACCAAUUUUACUAUUUACCGUUGUUGUCAUAAGGAGGAAAAGAAAAGUUUAUUAUACCAAUAUACGUAGGAAAUAUUUGAGUGACAUACCGACAAACAUGAAAAAAAGAUAAAUUCAAAACAGUAACCACUCAAUUUUAAAAACGAGAAAAUACAAAAGCAUUGCUUGAAAUCACAAAAAAUACAGUUGUCCCAUCGGAAGAGACUCAACUCUUGACAAAUAUUUUUUACUUUCUAUUUUACCAAUGAAGCAUUUAUUUUAACGAAAGUAUUUAUUUUUAUACAGACCGAAUUUUGAUAACCGAAAACAAAGAAAAUCAGGUUUUGCACUUUCGACUAUCGCAGUAACCACAUUGGAAAACCCAUUCGCGCCAAUCUUCGAUCGAUUUGUCACAGCACACUAUGUUCAUGUUCAUGUUUUAGGACACAGCCGAAGCACAAUAAUCGCCCGAAAUGGCACCACUCUGAGUUGGAAUGUUAUAAGAAAUGAAAUCCGAAAAAAGGGAAUGGAAGCAAACGGGUGUGCCAAAAAUGGAAUGCAAAAGCUAACUAUCGAUGAAAUAAAUAAUACUUUGACGUUUUACGCUUAUUACAUAUAUAGAGAAAGAAGUCGGAAACGGAGAAGGAAGUGAGGUUAGGAACUUACACAAGACACAUUGCGAGCAAAAUCCAUAGGCAGGCAUACAUAGAAAAGGCGAAUUCAGAAGCAUUACUAACAUUUAAAGUUUGAAAUCUACACUACAGAAACAGAAGAGAACCUAAAUCAUUGCAUUGUAAUUUACUAAACUAACAAACAACAUCACACUCAAAAACACACACACACACACACACAUACAGAGAGACAAACAGAAAGUACUAAACUGAUAUAAUUGAGUGGUUUUUAAUAAGAGGUAAAAAAAUGAAAAUAAACAGUUAACUUUAUAGAAAACGUAUAAAUAAUUGAGCAAAAAAAAAAAAAGAAUCGACGAAACACUAAUCUGGAUUGCGUUCAAGCAUUUUGAAGAUUUCAAUAAACGUACACAGGUUAUGUUUAGCAAAACAAGGAAAAAUACUAACUGUAGCGAUAAUGUGCAAGUGGGAGAAAAUUAAUUAUUACAAAAAAGGCCUAAUAAUUACAGAGAAGAGGAUAUAAGCCAAAGAACAUUUUUUUAACCAAAAGUAAGAAAAAAAAACUAAGUAAGCAACAAAAAAAUAAGACACAUAAAACAAAACAAAGACGAGCUGACGUAGGAAGAUAAACGACUCGGACAACGGACUGGGGAAAUGGAACGAUGGAAAUCGGUGCAACUGAAAUCAAAAUCAUAAUAAAAAAAAA